AUGGCCGUUCCGAGGCUGGUCGCUCGUUCUCUCAUCCAGCGAAGACUUACAUAUGCGCUUCCAAUUCGACAAAUAACCACACCUCCCCCACCGCCGCCCCCAAACCCGACCUCGACCGAUGAACCACUGAAACCCAAGAGUCUACCCUCGCUUGACAUCUCACCGAUUGAAGCACCUCCGCCUCCGAAUACACCAUCUGACAAGUCCAGUGGUGAAAGGACGGGCGCGCGUUCUGCAAAGGACUCUUUGAGUUCGAUCGAAAAGAAACGCCAAACCUUUGCGAGAUGGACUAUUGCAUUUGGGCUCGCAGGCAUAAUUGGUGGAGCCAUCUACAUGGGACGGGAGUGGGAGAGCGAGGAAGAGAAAAAGGCUAUUGGUGGAGGGGAAGAUUUAUCACUAUUCGGUCGGUCUAAAGCACGAAUAACUGAUGUUUUUAACUACUUCAAUAAGCCUGCUUGGACCGAGCUUUUGCCUCCCCCACUUCCUCCGCCACACCAGAGACCAUACACCUUGGUCAUCUCACUCGACGACUUGUUGGUUACAUCGACCUGGGAUCGACAACAUGGAUGGCGUACAGCUAAAAGGCCAGGUGUAGACUAUUUCCUUGGAUAUCUCUCCCAGUUCUAUGAAAUCGUCUUAUUUACCACCCAAGCGGCAUACACCGCUAUCCCCGUCGUUGAGAAGCUUGAUCCUUUCGGAGCUUUUAUCCUCUAUAAACUCUUCCGUGAAGCCACUCGAACUACAAAGGAUGGGCUCGUUAAAGAUUUGAACUAUUUGAACCGAGAUCUCUCAAAAGUUAUCGCUAUCGACACCGAUAAAUCGAAGUACGCAGAGAACCCCGACAAUGCCAUUGUUAUACCUAAAUGGCGCGCAGAUGGAUCCAGUGGUGACCCGGCUGGGCUUGUUGGCUUGAUCCCCUUCUUAGAAUCAAUUGCGAUCCAUUCACCACCUGACGUACGUCCAAUCCUCAAAGCCUACCAGGACAAGGACAUCGCCAAAGCAUACGCGGCUGUCGAAGCGGAGCAGAAACGCAAAGUUGUUGAAGAGUGGGAAAAGAAGCGCAAAUCCGGAGGCGGAAGUGGUAAUAUGGCGAUCGGCGGAUUAUUCGGUUUCGGAGGCGCCAAGAAACAGCAUCCUGCAGACCAACCUCCCCUGACGUAUUUGGAGCAACGCCGCAAAGAGUAUCAAGAUCUUUACAAGCAGGAUCAGGCAUACUGGGCUGAGAAUUCGGAGAAGUUCAGGAAGAUGAUGGAGGAGGAUCGUGAGAGGCAAAUGAAGGAAAUGGGUGGAAGUUUGCUUGGUUGGAUGGGCAUGGCUCCACCCAAGGACCCAAAGGAACAAGAAAAGAAAGCAUAG
Rhizoctonia solani is the source of this 1356-nucleotide messenger RNA. Its product is annotated as NLI interacting factor-like phosphatase. The transcript has 7 exons. The record is from RefSeq and is a predicted model, not a curated record. Gene Ontology annotation, molecular function: phosphoprotein phosphatase activity. Bases 1 to 1356 code for a protein of 451 amino acids. Lineage: Eukaryota; Fungi; Basidiomycota; Agaricomycetes; Cantharellales; Ceratobasidiaceae.